AUGACUGAAGCACUGAAAGAAGAGACUGACGGCUAUAUGAUAGAUACACAACUCCCUGAUGAUGUGCGUGAAGCUAUCCGCAAGGCACAGUAUGCCGCGAAGCCCCUCAGCGCCGUUGAUCUCACCGGCCUCCCUCACAGUGAUGAUACGGUCACUUUCAACCUCACACAAGCACACGAGCACGAGGAAAUGGAUGAAGAAGACGAGAUUCUUCCUGUAAUUGAAGUCGCCGGCGGCAGCGAAGUCGAGAUGCCCUCAUCGCCGCCCUGUGCACCUGACUCUGAGUCAUCACUACCUACACUUCCCUCAACUCCUUGUCCCUAUCAACACCACACGCAGCUUCAUGAGUCACUUCGUGAUAUCAUCAGGGGAAUAAGAACGGCACAAGAAGAUAGCCUUAUUGGCUAA
Fusarium poae is the source of this 408-nucleotide messenger RNA. RefSeq lists its product as uncharacterized. Lineage: Eukaryota; Fungi; Ascomycota; Sordariomycetes; Hypocreales; Nectriaceae. The transcript has a single exon. Bases 1 to 408 code for a protein of 135 amino acids. The record is from RefSeq and is a predicted model, not a curated record.